UUUUGUGUAAUGGCUACAUACAACCCGCCUCUAAGUAGAGCUACUAAGAUUUCCUCUUCAAGUGCUAGUUAUCAUGCUUGUGGUGACAAUAUUGCUGCUAUUGACUUUGGAACCACAUCAGUCUCUCUGGCCUAUACUACUAAAGGAGAUGAUGAAGUAAACACUCUUGUCCUAGACAGUGAUAGGAGGUCUAUGAGAGUUCCAAAUGCAAUUUUGCUGAAAAGAGAUGAAAGCAAGAAUAUCUCUGUCGUGGGAUUUGGAAGUGACACAAGAACUCAAUUUGCAUCAAUGAAAGCAGAGAUUCUCUCUGAACACAUCUACUUUGAACGGGUUAAGAUGCACAUGAGAAAGGAAAAAAAGGUGACUAGACAGACUCAAGUAAAAGCUUCUUCUGGUGAAAAGUUCUAUCUUGUUGAAGUAAUCGCAUUUAUUCUCCAGCAUUUGAAGAACCAAUUGAUAGAGCAUUUCAUACGCAGUCCAAUACCACUGAAGACAACUGAUUUUGAUUGGGUCAUUACUGUACCUGCUAUAUGGGAUGCAUGUGGAAAGAGAAUGAUGAGAGAAGCUGCCUAUAUGGCAGGUCUACUGACAGAAUCUGGUGGCAUUAAUCAAUUCACUCCAAUUUCUGACAUCCCUCUUCUUAUCCCUGAUGAAACGAAUUCAAAUAGGCUCUUAUUGGCACUGGAGCCUGAAUCAGCAGCUUUCUUUUGCCAAGAAACAAUUGCAAAGCAAAAGCAACAUUCCGAUAUAGCUAUAGAGCUACCAACAGAAUACAUGGUAAUCGAUAUAGGAGGAGGAACAGUUGAUAUCACUGCUCACAUGACAGUAAAUGGUGAAGUUACAGUUCUGAAUAUACCUACAGGCAAUGAAUCAGGUGGCACAAAAGUUAACAAAGCUUUCUCCAAAUUGAUGGAAAAGCUACUCAAUGACCAGGGCUUUAAAAAAUUUUGCAGUUCCAGGGACCAUUCACAGCAAAUAGCUAAUUUAAACAAGAUUUUUUACAGUGAGUUCGAAAACCAAAAAAUAGCAUUUGGGCAAGGCAACCUUGAGGAUAUUGCAAUAGGCUUACCAAGAAGAUUUUCCUCAUUUUUUGAGGAAUUUCUAAAAUCAGAGGUGGAUAAAGUUGAUGGGAUUGAAUAUGAUGAAGAUGCAAAUGACACAUUGUAUGUAGAUAAAAAAGUAGUUGAGAAGGAGCUAUUUGGUCCAGCCAUUGAUGGCAUCAUUGAUUGUACAUUAGCAGCUAUUAAAGAGAAUGAGUUCAAAGUAAGCACAUUUUACUUGGUUGGUGGAUUCGGAGGUUGCAGAUAUGUUCAUCAAAAAUUAAUGGCUGCCAUAAACAAACUGUACACGUCUGAAGGACGUACAUGCAAUGUAUUAGUGCCGCCUACUCCUCAAUUAGCUGUUGCUACAGGAGCUGUAAUGUGGCGUCGAAAUCCAGGGAAAAUAAAAGCAAGACGAUCUGAUGCAACAUAUGGUAUAGCUACAACGCUGCCUUUUGAUCCAGAGAAGCACGAUGAGCAUUACAAGUUUUUCGACAAAGAUCGAAAUGAGUAUCGAUGUAAUAAUGUCCUUGAUGUGUUUCUGGAGAAAGGUGAACUGAUAGAUGUUAAUCAAAAUCUUACCAUAGAUUUAUCUCCAUCAAGUGCAUCAGAUACUACAGUUUCUAUUGAAAUCUACUCAACUCCUUGUCUUGGCGUUCAAUAUAUCAAGGACAGAGAUGGGAAGAAAAUGGCUGUUAAAAUUGGUAAACUAGUCAUUGAUGCACCCAACCCUGAUAAUCUACCAGUCGAAGAGCGUAUAAUUGAUGUCACAAUGGAUUUUAGUGGUACUGAAAUUCAGGCCAAAGCAAAGUAUCGAAUCAACGGAAAAGAAGUUAAAACAGUCUGUGACUUCCUUUCUACUUAUUAACUAGAAGUACAUGUAAUAGACGUUUCUAAUAUUAGAUAGUUAACUGGUUUGCAUAAAUUGUAAUUCUUGCUAAAAUUGUAGUCCAAAUAAAACUUCUUAUCACAAA
Messenger RNA from Amphimedon queenslandica, 2014 nucleotides. RefSeq names its product heat shock 70 kDa protein 12A-like. Bases 10 to 1908 code for a protein of 632 amino acids. The record is from RefSeq and is a predicted model, not a curated record. The transcript is spliced from 3 exons. Lineage: Eukaryota; Metazoa; Porifera; Demospongiae; Haplosclerida; Niphatidae.